Molecule: messenger RNA, 300 nt
Organism: Phytophthora nicotianae INRA-310
Lineage: Eukaryota; Oomycota; Peronosporomycetes; Peronosporales; Peronosporaceae
Exons: 3
Coding region: 1-300 (99 amino acids)
Source: RefSeq, a predicted model, not a curated record
AUGGAUUUAAGGGGAUUUGACAAGAGUACCAAUCCAAACUUCCGGAUUCCGGUCAAGUACGCACGUUAUGCCAUUGCAACGAAGCUUCGGGUCGUCGAAACCACGCGCAAUGAUAAGCUGCGCGAUGACCGCGAUCUCACGUUGAGCCAGCUCGGCGACAUGCUGGAGCAUGGUGCGGGUCUUCGUGUCACCGCAGACGGAAAAAAUCACGUAGAUGGAGCGUGUUUAACUAUGAAGCAGCUUCACCAAAAGCCGCAGUACAUGAACACCAUGGCAAACAAGUUCAAGCGGCACGAAUAA